AGGAGAACCACAAAGCCGUGGCACGUGUGCAUUUGUAUAGAGAACCAUCAGACCUUAAAAAGAGGAGGGCCCGGCGUGUGCCUCUCUUGGGGAGGGACCAAGCGCCCACAUUAACGUAAUAAACCGCAACUACAUCUGCUAAGCUAUCUGCACAUCCUCCAACGAAAUCCAUCAAACCCAAGCUUUGAACCCUCCCACUCCCACAUCCAAAUCCACUGGGAUCUUCGUUUCGUCUGAUUGGUUGAAGAUGCGGCAACAAGGGGCGAGAACAAUAGCAUUAUUCCGGCAUAAAAAGAGUGCAGCUAUGCCUUAGAGACGAAAACAUUUCAGCAACACAGAGAUCAAUAGUUUAGCGAAAAUAUAAAAUAGCAACCGAGGCUCCCGGUGUGACUGUAAUUCCACAAACCUGGAUAUCAUCCGAGACUUCGCCCACCUCUCCAAAGUGCUUUUCUGCCAUUCGCAAAGAUGCCCAAAGGAUUCCUGGUAAAAAGAAACAAGAAGUCAGCGCAUGUUUCCUAUAGGACUCGUACCGAUGAGUAUGAGCAGGAGCAUCACACCCCAAACGUUCAGAGUCAGGUGGACUCAUCUCCGCCUGUCUCUGUUGCGUCCUGUUUGGACCGUGCAGCCCCAUCGCCGGACAUCGCAGCAGACGCCCCGAUCACCAGGCUGGAUGCUGAAGCGGUUCAGUUUGGCAACCCCGAGGCGAUGUACCAAGCCCUCUACAGCCCCACCCGGCCCAUCAGCAAGGACCAUGAGAGAAUAUAUUACGGGAGAAGUUUCAAUCUCGGCUCGCCAAUAUCUGCCGAGUCAUUCCCGACAUCUUCCUCCAACAGCAGCUUUGAUAAUCUCCUGUUCGCCCCCGUGGAUUUGAAAAUAGGCACCAGCAACAGCAACCGCAGCGGCAUCACCAGCAGCAUCCCGGCUACAGUCAUCAGGGGCGGUACCAAGAGGCCCGCAUCCGACACUGAGCGCAAGAGCAAACCUGCAUCCAAGAAACCCAAAGCCAUCAGAAAACUGCAUUUUGAAGACGAAAUGACAACGUCUCCGGUACUUGGUCUUAAAAUCAAAGAGGCUCCUGUCGACUUUAAACCCAGAACGCAGACAUCGGCAGGCGGGAAGCCUUUAGGAGAGUUUGUCUGCCAAUUGUGUAAGGAAGCUUACGCGGACACAUUUUCUUUAGCCCAGCACAAGUGCUCUAGGAUCGUGAGAGUUGAGUACAGGUGUCCUGAGUGUGAUAAGAUGUUCAGCUGCCCGGCUAACCUCGCCUCUCACCGGCGCUGGCACAAACCGAGAGCGCAGAGCGCAGCAGGGAUACCAUCUACCCAGAGAAUCAAAUCUGAAAUGGCCAAAAUGCACCCCGCUGUCAAGACCAUCCCGGAGGAAGCCAAAGACUCAAGAGCCGAGCUAAUGAGUGACAGAGACACCCCAAGCCCAGGUGUGUCUGAAUCGGGCUCGGAAGAUGGUUUAUACGACUGCCAAUAUUGUGGGAAAAGAUUUAAGCGUCAAGCAUACCUAAGAAAACAUAUUCUGGGACACCAAGCCUUGCAGAAUAAAAUGUUCAAGGACCACGCGUUUCAAAACAGCGACAGAGUGGAAGAGCAGGUGCCAGUGUCCACCUCAUCUUCAGAGGAAAACCCAAACCAAAGUCCCCUGAAUCUGAGCCCCGUGGACUGCCUUCUCUGCCCCGUUUGCGGGGAAAAUUUCCCCAACAGGGCCAGCCAGGAGAGACACCUGCGUCUCAUGCACUGCUCCCAGGUGUAUCCCUGCAAGUAUUGCCCUGCCACUUUCUACAGCUCACCCGGACUCACGAGGCACAUCAACAAAUGCCAUCCGUCGGAAAAUAGGCAGGUGAUCCUGCUUCAAAUGCCCGUGCGCCCGGCUUGCUGAACACAAGAAAACGCGUGCCUUGGACCGGAGCGUUGAAAAAAGUUAUUUACCUAGAUUACUGAAAGACAGGGCAACUUGAUGUUUAGAUUUGUGUGUUUGAUGAGAGGUAUUCUAUCAAUGCCAAUCAGCUGGUUGUUGAAUGCUUAUCCAUUCCUUGAAUAUAAUAAUAGGCAUAUAUUUUGCGAUUUUUCUCAAAUUAGUUUAUCGAAAGAAAACAAAGCGUUAGUUUGACUGUUACAUGUAUUUUUCUAGGACAGCUGCAGAGGUGCUCAAGUAAUAGCUUCUAGACCUAAGAACUGUUUCAUUUGAUAUGGGUAUUUUCUCCCAUAAAAGCCUUUUAAUUCACCGACUGUGAAUUUCUGUAUAUCAUUAAACUUUAUGUUAACUUAUGAAUUACAGGACAGACUUAUCAACUUUGUCUUAAAAACCUAAAACUAUCGAAACCUUUCCCUUUCGUAGAACCACAAAUGCCUUUAGAAUAUAAGCACACCAAAACUCUGCUGUAUAACUGCCUUAAAAAACUCAACAUAAUAAUGGUUGUUUUCGUUUAGAAUGCGGGCACAUAUUUUAUUAUUAAUUGUUGCAAUAUUGUUUAAUCAUAAUAGUUGUAUUUAUGUAUUUAUUUAUUUAUUUAUUCCAUUUGCAAUUAUCUUAUGUAAUGUAUUGUUGUGUUGUGUGAUUAUUCUGUGGUUGUUCUGGCAGUUCACAUGUUGUAGCCAAAUGUUAUGUCAAAAUUUUGAGUUGUGAUAAUUGUCGUGGACCGGUCUAAAUCUUCAAUCUCCACAGCUCUUGUAAAACGUAAAGCUCUUACCUUAGAUGCAAUCUUUUUCUAUGAACAGGUUAUUUUCUUAAAUGUUGGCUUUUAUAGCGCUUUGAUUGUAUGUGUACACUGUUGUCUCCAAUUAUCCAUCGAAAUAAAAACGAUAUUUUCAAAAUGAAACCAUU
This is a messenger RNA of Oncorhynchus keta (chum salmon), 2832 nucleotides long. Its product is annotated as insulinoma-associated protein 1a-like. The transcript has a single exon. Bases 466 to 1887 code for a protein of 473 amino acids. NCBI's taxonomy places the organism in Eukaryota, Metazoa, Chordata, Actinopteri, Salmoniformes, Salmonidae. Gene Ontology annotation, biological process: negative regulation of transcription by RNA polymerase II; regulation of cell cycle process; neuron differentiation. Gene Ontology annotation, cellular component: nucleus; transcription repressor complex. The record is from RefSeq and is a predicted model, not a curated record. Gene Ontology annotation, molecular function: DNA-binding transcription repressor activity, RNA polymerase II-specific; RNA polymerase II cis-regulatory region sequence-specific DNA binding.